AUGCUCAAUGCAACUUCAUGGUUUUUUGCAAUAAAAGGAGAUCAACGGGCACUUCGGUGGUUAAUAGAAGUUUAUCUGCCGGACCAUCGCGAACAGACCUACUGGAACUGUGUCGAGAUGUGCGGAGCAUUGGAUUAUAGCCAUGAUGAGACUACGGGGAAUACAACAGCAGUUCGGUGGCUAUACAAUGAGUGCCAUGCUCCUGCUGAAUAUGCUUUACUUGAUGCCCAAAAAGAGGAACAUUGGGAGACUGCGCGAUGGAUUCUUGUGAACUGUGACCUCGCAGUACGUCGAGUCGAAUGGGAUAGAGCUGCUGCGAGUGGAGCAUUGUCGCUCUUGAACUUCAAAUGGACACCUGGAUACGGUAAAAUGGCUACAUUAUGA
This is a messenger RNA of Phytophthora infestans T30-4, 384 nucleotides long. RefSeq lists its product as uncharacterized. Lineage: Eukaryota; Oomycota; Peronosporomycetes; Peronosporales; Peronosporaceae. The record is from RefSeq and is a predicted model, not a curated record. The transcript has 4 exons. Bases 1 to 384 code for a protein of 127 amino acids.